AUGUCCCUGACACAGGCUGAUGUGCUGAGAUUGAGCUCAGUAGACGCGUUGCUGUAGGGAGCUGUAUGUCAGCGGCUCCUCUCUGCCACCAUGCAGCUCCAAGCCCAGGUAUCAUGGGGACUUCUGCUGGCCGUCCUGCUGCCUCUCGUCCAGGGACACAAUGUGUUUCUGAGCAGCCAGCAGGCCCUCUCGGUUCUGAGACGUUCCCGCAGAGCUAACUCUAUAUUUGAGGAGAUCAAGCAGGGGAAUAUGGAGCGGGAAUGCAUCGAGGAGAUCUGUAACUACGAAGAAGCCAGAGAAAUUAUGGAAUCUCCAGAGAAAACGAAAGUCUUUUGGGCCAACUAUCAAGUGUGUAGGAACCAGAAGGCUUCCAAGGAUUCCUUGCAGGAUUGUGUUCAAGGUAACUGCGCGGUGGGCAACGGAGCUCAUUAUGUUGGGAACAUCAGUGUGACCCGGUCUGGCAUAGAGUGUCAGUCCUGGUCAAGCCACUUCCCUCACAAGGCAAAAUACAACGCGAUAACGCAUCCCAAUGCCAGUUUGACAAGCAACCAUUGCCGAAACCCUGAUAACAGCCCAACGGGUCCAUGGUGUUACACGAAGGACCCUACGCUUGCCCGAGAGGAGUGUGUCAUACCUGUGUGUGGUCAGAACAGGACCACGGUAGAACCUAUAGUGAGGCAGGUGGAGCAGAAGACGAAGGAGAGCCCGUGUGAGCCCGAGAUGGGGAUGUCAUAUGAGGGGAAACUGGCGGUCACUAUAUCCGGACUGCCUUGUCUGCCCUGGAACUCUCCCACGGUCCAGCAGUACCAACGCAAAGACUUCUAUCCAGAAGUCAAGUUGGUGGAAAACUACUGCAGGAACCCAGAUGGGGACGGAGAAGGUGUCUGGUGCUACGUGUCUCACCCCAACAUUACCUACGAAUACUGCCCCCUGCACUACUGUGAUAGCCCUAUCGAUGAAGAAUAUAUUGAUGUGCAAGCGGGACGCACGGUCGCUGAGGAACACCAAACGUUUUUCGAUGAGAAGAGUUUUGGGAUUGGAGAGGCAGUGUGUGGUCUACGACCUCUCUUCGAGAAGAAGAACGUACAAGAUAAGACUGAAGACGAAUUGCUGGCUUCCUAUAUGGCGGGCCGCGUGGUCCAUGGAGAAGAUGCACAGCAAGGGAGCGCACCAUGGCAGGUGAUGCUGUUUAAGAAGAGUCCCCAGGAGCUCCUGUGCGGGGCCAGUCUGAUCAGCGAUCGUUGGGUACUGACGGCCGCUCAUUGUAUCUUCUACCCACCAUGGGACAAGAACUACACCACGGACGAUAUCCUGGUGCGGAUCGGGAAGCACUUCCGUACAAAGUACGAGAGAGCGACAGAGAAGAUCGCGCUGCUAGAGCGCAUCAUAGUUCACCCCAAAUACAACUGGAAGGAAAACCUCGACAGAGACAUUGCUCUCAUCCAACUGAAAAGACCUCUGACGUUCAGCGAUUAUAUUCAUCCCGUGUGUCUCCCGACCAAGGAGGUUGUGCAGAAGUUACUGCUGGCUGGUCACAAAGGACGUGUUACGGGCUGGGGGAAUCUCUACGAAACCUGGACGGCAGGCGGACAGCAGCUCCCGUCGGUCUUACAGCAAAUUAACCUUCCCAUCGUGGAACAAAGCAGCUGCAAAACCUCGACCAAGAUCCGAAUCACCGACAACAUGUUCUGCGCAGGUUACAGUCCAGACUCCGACACGAGGGGAGACGCCUGCGAAGGGGACAGCGGAGGACCAUUUGUCAUGAAGGAACCAGCAUCUGGCCGCUGGUACCAGGUGGGCAUCGUCUCCUGGGGCGAAGGUUGUGACCGUGAUGGGAAAUACGGAUUCUAUGUACACGUUCACCGUUUAAGAAAAUGGCUUAUGAAGACCAUAGAAAAGUUUGGUAGCUAAAGCGUCCGAGCGACACUCUGCACAUAGCUCCUUGUAAGAGGAACGUGCAUGUGGUCCAAGCGGUCUGCUCACCAUCGGCACUCAUAGCUGUAGGAGACUUCUACACACCAGACUGGAUCACAACACAUUCCUGCGCUAAUCCCCCUCCCCACAUUUGCUAUUUGUUAAUGUCAGAUUUCAAUAAAAUAACAUUUAAAGAGUUAA
Molecule: messenger RNA, 2115 nt
Organism: Spea bombifrons (plains spadefoot toad)
Lineage: Eukaryota; Metazoa; Chordata; Amphibia; Anura; Pelobatidae
Gene: F2
Product: coagulation factor II, thrombin
Exons: 14
Coding region: 91-1911 (606 amino acids)
Biological process (GO): blood coagulation; positive regulation of blood coagulation; platelet activation
Cellular component (GO): extracellular region
Molecular function (GO): calcium ion binding; serine-type endopeptidase activity
Source: RefSeq, a predicted model, not a curated record